AUAACUAACGUGUCUUGUGACUACAGUCUAUAAUAGUAAUAAAAUAAUAUCUCUAAAACAUUGAAGUUAUAUUAAACGAUCACACGAUCGACUCAGUGCGAAUUCGUGAUCGAACUGCCAACGAUGUCGCUGUGUCGACUAUCUCUCGUCUUCUUUGGUUUUGGACUAACGGUUGUAUCCGUUUAUGGCGCAGUGCCAUCGGACGAUGUCGCAGUUACCGAAUCUUUGAGUUUGCGGUAUUAUCAUUCAUCAUGGGUCAAUAAUUAUGAUCCGUCACCUAAAAGAACUACAAGACAAGAAAAUCGUCGUCCAAGACCGCCAAUGCCUAACAGGGAAGAUCCAUUUGGAGAUCUCGAUCCACAAACAAACAACCAAGGCCAAUGGUCUAACGGAGGUAAUCAAAGACCUAACCGACCACAGGGCUUUAAUAAUAGGCCAUCUAAUCAAAAUCAAUGGAGUACUAACGGUAACAACCCCGUACAAAACCAAUGGGGUACCAACGGUAAUAACCCUGGACAAAACCAGUGGGGUACCAACGGUAAUAACCCUGGACAAAACCAGUGGGGUACCAACGGUAAUAAUCCCGGUCAAAACCAGUGGGGUACCAACGGUAAUAGUCCCGGUCAAAACCAAUGGAAUAACCAGGGACAAAAUAAUCAAGGUAACAGGCCACCUACUACUCAAAUACAACCGAUUAACAAUCAAAAUUCAGUUCAAACUAGCACGACUGCCACAAACAGUGAAGAGGUAAACGAAGCUCAGCGCAAUACGUGCAAUACGAACUGUAGAGAAAAGAUUACAAAUGAAUACAAUCCUGUCUGUGGAAGUGAUUCUCAAACAUACCAAAAUAGAAGAUUUUUGGAAUGUGUCGCCAACUGUGGUAUACCCACUGAAUUCAGUUAUAUCGGUACUUGCGUAACAACGACCGAACGCAUCAAUCGCGCAUUAUGAAAUUUCAAAAAAAUUACUGCUGUUCUUCUAUGAAAAUGCAGACAUGAAUAAUUAUAAUAUUAAUAUAUAUUUAAUUUUAAGAUCAUUUUUGUACGGUAGACGUAAUUUACAAUGUGUCAUAUAUAAUUUGAUAAAAUGAUAACGACUGUUUUACACACAAUAUAUUUUAUUAAUUACCAAU
Messenger RNA from Rhopalosiphum maidis (corn leaf aphid), 1132 nucleotides. RefSeq lists its product as uncharacterized. Gene Ontology annotation, molecular function: protein binding. Bases 124 to 951 code for a protein of 275 amino acids. The transcript is spliced from 3 exons. The record is from RefSeq and is a predicted model, not a curated record. NCBI's taxonomy places the organism in Eukaryota, Metazoa, Arthropoda, Insecta, Hemiptera, Aphididae.